Messenger RNA from Stomoxys calcitrans (stable fly), 2482 nucleotides. It is a transcript of the gene Pus7, whose product is annotated as pseudouridylate synthase 7 homolog. Lineage: Eukaryota; Metazoa; Arthropoda; Insecta; Diptera; Muscidae. The coding region runs from base 101 to 2341 and encodes 746 amino acids. Gene Ontology annotation, cellular component: nucleus. Gene Ontology annotation, molecular function: RNA binding; pseudouridine synthase activity. The transcript has 5 exons. Gene Ontology annotation, biological process: pseudouridine synthesis. The record is from RefSeq and is a predicted model, not a curated record.
UCGUAUACUCAUUUGCCGGUUUAGGUUUACGCCUGUUUAUUCGACACGUUUUCCGUCUUUUUCAUUGGUUUUUCUCGCAAAUUGCAAUUAAAAAAUUAAAAUGGGCAAACAGGUGAAUAAACGUUUCAAUAGGCACCAGAAAAGACCGUACCACAACGAUAAUAGAAAACCCUUCCACAAUCGGCGACGUGAUGGUGGCGGUAGUAGUGGUCAUGGCAAAAGAGACGGAUUCGUUAAACGCGAUAGACAGAAUUAUACCGUUAGAGUAAGUUUGAAAGAAGAUCAGGUUGGAAUAACUGAAUAUGUGAGUGAGGGCAAAGGAUUUACUGGCGUUUUAAAAUCACGGUUCUCCGAUUUUCAUGUCAAUGAAAUUGAUCUUAAUGACAAAGUAUUGCAAUUGGAUAAUUUGGAAAUACCAGAGGCGAAAGAAGAACUUCUUAGCCCAGAGGAGUUGGAAAAAGCCAAGGAAUCGCUGAAGGACGUUAUUUCAGAAGAGGUUUGGAAUCAAAUUAAAGAUUUGGCCAAUGCCAAGUACGAUCAUAAUACUCGAAAUGAUGAUUCUCAAAUCCAUGUCGAUGUUACGGAAUUGGACAAGGAUAAACGUACCGAUGUUCAUAAAAUUAUUAAGAAAUUGUAUGAGGGUAAACUGGUAAGCUCCACCGUAGGCGGUGAACAUUUGGGCAAGGAAGAGGAAAAGAAAUUCAUACGAGUAAUGAAGCCUAAGGGGCGGGAUCGUAACCGUUGGACAUUCCCCGAGGAGUACGUGCACUUCCUAGUACACAAAGAAAACUUGGACACCAGUGAGGUGGCUGUGGGCAUAGCCAAUAAAUUGAAUUUAAGGCCAUCCCAAGUAAACUAUUGUGGUACCAAGGAUAAGAGAGCAAAAACAACACAGAAAUUUUGCAUUAAAAAACGAACACCUCGUCAAAUUGUAGGAGCCAUCAAGCAGAUGUAUGGCGUUAAAAUCGGAAAUUUUGAAUUUCACAAAGAGGUUUUGAAACUGGGCCAACUUAAGGGGAAUCGUUUUCGUAUUGCCUUGAGACAUUUGGACGGGGAGCGAGAAAAUAUUGAGAAUUCCUUGCAAGGCAUUAAGGAAAAGGGCUUCAUCAAUUACUUUGGUUUGCAACGCUUUGGCAAUAGUGCAACAGUGCCCACCUAUGAAGUAGGUGUAGCCCUUUUAAGAGCGGAUUAUAAAUUGGCUUGUGAACUAAUAUUGAAGCCAAGGGAAAACGAUAUGCAUUUCCUCAAGAACAUACGUGAGAAAUGGUGGAAAGACAGGGAUUCAAAGGCAGCGGCUGAUAUGUUUCGCACCGAUCGUUUCAUAGAAAAGAAACUGCUUGAUGGCUUGGCGCAGUAUGGAGAAAAUGAUUAUGCCAGUGCAUUGAGAAAGAUACCACGCAAUAUGUUGCUUUUAUAUCCUCAUGCCUUCCAAAGUCUGAUAUUCAAUGAAAUGGCUUCGCGCCGCAUAAAAGAAUUUGGUCUUAAACUUAUGGUUGGCGAUUUAGUAUAUCGCAACAAAGAUGAUCUGGAUGAGGAUAUUGAAAUUGCCGAAAUGGGCCAAGAGGAAGAAGUGGCAGCCAACGAAGAAAACUCAGAAGAAACAACGCCAGACAAUGAAAAAUCAGAAGAAACAAAGCCAGACAAUGAAAAGACUGAAGCAGAAAAUGAAAACGGAAACGGAAAUUCCAACGCGAACAGCAAUGAAUCCAUAUUCAAACGCAAGGUCAAAGCCUUAGAUGAAGAGGAUAUUAAAUCUGGCAAUUAUAGCAUAUAUGAUGUGGUUUUGCCAUUACCCGGUCAUGAUAUCACUUACCCAAAUAAUGAAAUUGCUUCAUGGUAUGAAGAAACCUUAGCCAAAUAUGAACUAAGCUCAGAGAAAUUGAAGCACAAUGUUAAAACAUUUUCCAUGGCUGGAGCAUACCGUAAACUAUUGAUAAAACCCUCGGAAAUGUCAUGGCAAUUCUGCUCAUAUGCUACUCCCGAGGAAACUCUUAUACUUUCCGAUUUUGAAAAGCUCGUAGGAAAAACCUUGGAUGAUCUGAAGGGAAAAGGCGGUGAGAAUAAAUACGAGGCUCUUGUUUUGGACUUUUGUCUACCCACCGCUGCAUAUGCUACUAUGCUGCUGAGAGAGUUAUUGAAAAGUGAUACCUCGGCAUCGCAUCAAUCUGCUCUAGAAUCAGCAGCUAUGAAGGAGGUUAAUAAGGAUACACCCAGCGAGGAAAAUAAAGGGGAAAAGCGUAGCGCCGAUGAGGCCUUGGGAGAUGACGAAGAAAAUGGUAACAACAGUGAAGUUCCCACUAAAGUGGCAAAACUUGCCGAAGAAGAUCAGGCUGGUGUGUAGAAUAAAUUCACUAACCCCUUAACAUACUUACUUUUUAGUAAUCAUUCAUCUGUAUAACAUUUUAUAGAUUAUAAUAAUCAAAUAAAACUUUACUUUAUCAAAGUAAUACAAAAAAAUAACAAUUUUGCUAUAUAUCUUAAA